ACUCCUCUUUAACAGUAGUUCGUGUUAGUUCCUUCAAAAUGGACUGAUACAAUUAGCCACAUUUGAUCACCAUCAUUUCUGACUGAUGAUUAAUUUUUGUAGGUUUUAUUUUGUUGAUGGCAUGCACGAGAAAUAAAUGCUUGGAUUGUUACAAUGUCACAAUAAAAAUAAUUUGAUGAAUUGAGAGCAAAAAUUUCCAGCUAGAUGGUGAUAUGUUGAGGGGUUUUGAGCUUCCAGGUCCCACGGUAACUGAUCCAGACACAUCAAGCUUGGAAUCGAAGAAGAAUUAAGUAUACUGUUAUGGCAACUGGCACGGGCUCUCCUUGUGGCGCAUGCAAGUUUCUCCGGCGGAAGUGCACUGCGGAUUGCAUCUUUGCGCCGUAUUUCCGGUCGGAGCAGUUGGGGGCUGCUAAAUUCGCAGCCAUUCACAAAGUGUUCGGGGCUAGCAAUGUAUCCAAGCUGCUGUCGAAUGUUCCCGUCCAUGAUCGCUACGAGGCAGCUUUAACCAUUGCUUAUGAAGCUCAAGCAAGGAUCAAAGAUCCUGUGUAUGGCUGCGUCGCCCAUAUCUUCGCUCUGCAACAACAGGUGGCUUAUUUGCAAGCGCAACUGCUGCAAGUAAAGGGUGAGCUAGCCCAAAGCAGGCUUAAUGUGAAUUCAAGAAAGGGUGAAAAUGAUUGGCCGAGUGACAGGGUAGGAGGAACUGGAACUGGUUACAGUACAGAGGGAGAUGGUUUUCUGGAGAUGCAAAGCAGUAGUCGGAAGAGAGCUUCACAAUCUGACCUGGGUGAGCUGCAAGCCUUAGCUUCUAGAAUGAUGAAAAACUGAUAUAUCAAAAUCCCAUCCAAACUCAUAUCAUCACCAUCAUCAUCCUUGUUCUAUAAUCAUGUGUGUAAAUGCACAGACUAUAUAUUUACAAAUAAUUAAUUAGCUAGCUACCUUAGUUUUGAAGACAAUUACUAACUACCCUCAUUAAAUAAAGCUAUUUAUGUCUA
This is a messenger RNA of Ipomoea triloba (trilobed morning glory), 992 nucleotides long. RefSeq names its product LOB domain-containing protein 16-like. The transcript has 3 exons. Gene Ontology annotation, biological process: hormone-mediated signaling pathway; positive regulation of DNA-templated transcription. The record is from RefSeq and is a predicted model, not a curated record. Gene Ontology annotation, cellular component: nucleus. Bases 301 to 825 code for a protein of 174 amino acids. Lineage: Eukaryota; Viridiplantae; Streptophyta; Magnoliopsida; Solanales; Convolvulaceae.